Limulus polyphemus (Atlantic horseshoe crab) is the source of this 573-nucleotide messenger RNA. RefSeq lists its product as uncharacterized. The transcript is spliced from 5 exons. NCBI's taxonomy places the organism in Eukaryota, Metazoa, Arthropoda, Merostomata, Xiphosura, Limulidae. The coding region runs from base 6 to 560 and encodes 184 amino acids. The record is from RefSeq and is a predicted model, not a curated record.
GACGUAUGCUCUUUUGCUCGGAAGCACGACACCUUGAUGAGCCUUGUGUGUACCAUGAGCAAUGUCAACACACCAUGGAGUUUGCAGAGUGUGCAAGAGGUUCUUGUAAGUGUCAAAGAGGGUUUGUCAAAGUUGUCUUCGGGUUCCGAGAAGCUUGCAAGAGAAAAGUUCACUGGAAAGACAAUUGCAUAGUGAAUGCACAGUGCACCUCGAGGGGGAAAGGGGAGGUUCCUUUACAGUGUCUUCGUGGAGUGUGUGACUGUCCUCUUGGAUAUGUCUUCCUAGAGACGUGGUCAAAUUCAGGAUGUUUCAAAGAAGCGUAUCUUGGAGACCGAUGUAAAACUGACAAGCAGUGUUUACAACCCAACAGCUACUGCAGCUUAACAUCAAGAAUAUGCACGUGCACUCAUGGGUUCUAUUAUUUUGGAGAAGUCUGCAAAAAAAGACGAAACAUUUCUACAAUCACAAACACUGAUGAUUCUCUGUACGCCCUAGCGAUUGCUGGAGGAAGUGUGAUCGGUCUUGCAUUCUUGUUUGCUGUUGGAUUCAUGAAAAUGUAAGUGUGAUUUCAUC